Messenger RNA from Hydra vulgaris (swiftwater hydra), 435 nucleotides. RefSeq lists its product as uncharacterized. The record is from RefSeq and is a predicted model, not a curated record. NCBI's taxonomy places the organism in Eukaryota, Metazoa, Cnidaria, Hydrozoa, Anthoathecata, Hydridae.
AUGGCUGGAAAAAGAGAUAAAGACAGAAGAUUAUCUAAAUCAUCUUUAUUUGGAACGCAAGCGUUUAUCAACAUACAUCGUCAAAAACAUUUUUCUUUAUCUCAAAGAAACAUAGAAACUGUAGAAUCUAGAGGUCAAUCUGGCGGCAGUAAUACAUAUUCAGUUUCGAACUCUGAUACUGACGAUGAUCAAAUUAUAAAAUCAGUUUGUAAAAUGAAGCCAUUGUCCAUUAAGUCACUUUUUUCAUUUGUUUCCGAAGCUAAUAAAUAUAUUUGUUUGAUGUGUCCAGAAAAUGGAAAACUUAUAUGUGGGCCUGAGCCAAAUCUGCGAAAACAUAUAUUUCAUAUUCAUAAAAAGCCGGAGUACCUUUACGAUUCUCAAAAAAAAAAAAUGCUCAAGAUCAAUUCCUCGAAACGCAGAACAGAGAUGAAAUAG